ACGUGUACAAAAUGGCGGCGUUUCUCCGUGCUAGUGGUCGAGUUUGUAGACAAAUUGUCUUGUAUGCAGCAAGAAAUCAGCAUAGUUAUCUAAGGAAGCUACAGAGUCCUACUUCUUUCUACACAGAAAGCUUAAUUUUUCCUCGUUUAACGUCUGUUCGGCCAUUUUCUGAUGUCAUAUCGGAAAAUGAAGUCGAGGCAGAAGUGCAAGMAAGCUUUGAAAGAGACUCUGAAAGAUUGAAUCUAGAUAAAAGGCCACCAAAAGAUCGGAUUAUGAGAAGUGCACAGUACGAAAGAAUGUUACAUCAACUUGGUGGAAUGACAGCCAAAGGAACCCUCUUACAGUUGCUUGACUCUAUUUUGGCAAUAGAAGGAAAAUUCACUCAACUUCAAGCUUACCAGAUGUUGAGAAACUGUGGUAAAGAAUUGAUUUAUGAAAGUCCACAAGGCAGAACUGAUACAGCGCAUGUUAUUUGGGAUAAACUUAUAGACAAUGGAGUACAACCUGACAUCAUGAUGUACAAUGCUCUGUUGUCGGUUUACCUUCAAAAUGACUAUGUCUUUAACCCAGAGGAGAUAUUAGAGCAAAUUCAAAAUGCUGGACUUGAACCUAAUUUGAUUACAAUGACCUUGAUUAUCAAAGGAUUUGGUGAAAAAGGAGACAUUGGUGGAGUGUUGAAAGUACUGGAGUUUAUGAAGUCAGCAGAGAUGCCAGUCACUGAACCAGUUUAUUCAGCAUUAAUUACAGCAUACUGGAAAUCAGGGGAUAUGGAAAGUGCCAAAGGAGUAUUUGGUAUAAUGAGUGAAAAUGGUUUAGAGCCAGGAAUUGACAGCUAUACAACAAUAUUGAGGGCAUAUGCAGAAGAUGGUAACUUAGAGGCUAUUGAUGAGACAAUAUAUGAGAUGCAAGAAAAGAAGAUAUAUCCAAACCACACUGUCUAUCUUUCACUAAUUGAUGUUUUUGGCAAAUGUGGGAAAAUUGAUGUGAUUCCAAAGAUACUUUCAAAACCAACUGUGAAAAGAUUGGUUGAACCAGACUUGCUAUCCAUGAUGAUCGCAAUGGGGGGUCGUGGUGAUGUAGAUGUUGCCUUAAAACUCAUGGACUUUGUCCCUAAAGACAACAUUUCUUCUCAUUUUCAAUCUCCACAUGUGCUUCUUCUUAAACAAGUGAUCAUUUCUAAUCAGCCAAUAGAUAAAGUCAUGAAGGUCGUUGAUGUGAUCAACAAGCAAGGAGUAAUGAGAAAUGUUUAUGAAAAAGCUCUUGACCUGUCAUAUGGUACCAGACAACCAGAAUUGUCAACAACAAUAAUCAAGGAGAUGCUUGCCAAGAAUAUUGUUGUCAAAGAGCAUUAUUUCUAUCCUGUACUUGCAUCGUAUGCUCAAAACAUGGAUACCAAAGGUAUUAAAGAAACAAUGUCAUUAAUGGCAGGAAAUGGUUUUAAUAUUGACCCGAUUAGUUUGAGUUUUAUCGCCAAAACCUUUGGUCAGUCUGAAGAUGUUUGUGUUGAUGAUGUCCUUAAGCUUAAAGAGGAAGUACCACUCUCGUCCUCUCUUCUGAGGAUGCUUACUCAAGUUGUAAUGAAGUCUGGAAAUGUUGAAAAACUAGAUGGYAUCUUUGAGUAUGCAGAGGAAAAUGUUCAAGACAAGACUUUCUUUCCUCGGGCUUUUGUAGGAACAAUGACAAGAUCAUUUGAUCCAGACCUUGCAGUAAAAAUUCUCUUGAAGAUGAAGGGAAAAGAUUUUACUUAUCUAUUUCCUAUGUACAUCAGCAACUUAUUGGAUAAUUUGCAGCAAGACGAUAAAGCAAGGACUGGUGCACAAUUCAUUUGUAUGAUGCUUAAGCAAGGUCUACAAGAUUUCCUUGACUCAAGAAGUUACACUGCCGUCAUGAAAUAUCUCAAUUAUAAUCAGCUUUUUGAUGAGUUUUCUCAGCUAAUACAAGUGAUGAAAGAGCAUAAAAUACCACUUGAUGAACACCAGUACAGACAAAUGAUAAGGAUGUUUACCUAUAUUGGAGAAAGCAGGGCAGCUCAGUUCUGUUUUGAUGGUUAUAAGAAAUUAGCAGAGCCUGAUGAAAAUAUGUAUAGCUUUCUCAUAUCAGCAUACGGCCAUUGUAAAGAUGGUGGAGUUUUGUCAGAGCGUCCCAAUUUAAUUCAUGCCAAAACAAUUGUAAACAUUUAUGAAGAGAUGCAAAACCUGGGUUUUGAACCUACAUUAGUUAGAUCCAAAGUCUACAUCCUCCUAUCCUACGCUGCAUUGAGGAACUUAGAGAAAGCUGUAGCUCUAAAAAAAAAAUUUGGGCAUCUUGAUGUUACCCUGAGUCUUGCUUACAGACUAGAAAAAUCUUUCUUAAAGGCUUUUGCUCAAAAGGGUGAUACAGAGAAUGUACUUAAAAUACUUGAUGGAAUAAAAGCUUCAAAGAAUCUGAAUAUAUCAGAAUAUUUUUACAGCACCGCCAUUGGAGCGUAUAAAUUCACAGGAGAUAUUGAUUCACAGCGAAAACUUUUUAAAGAGAUGGUUGAGAAUGGUAUGAAACCAACACCCUUUACCUAUGAUGAAUUGCUUGCAACWUAUAUCAUAAAGGAGGACAUCGACGGUGCCUUACAGAUCGUAGAAGAAGCAAAAGAAAAUAAUGCCUAUCCGACAUCUAAUGCGUGUAUACAGUUAGCAAAUUUAUGUGGAAGAAUUGCUCCUGAAAAGCUAGAUAAAGUGGUUAAUGAUAUAAUUGAGAACAAAGCUAGAAAACUAUCUGAAGGUUCUCACUCAUUCCUUCUUCAUGGAAUGGUAUUUGCGAGUGUUAACAAUGGAAGGAGGGACUUGGCGGAACAGAUAAUGCAGAUAAUACCUGGACACAACCAAAACGAGUAUGGAAAAGCAGCUAAUUCAUUUGCCAAUCGAGGUGAUUUUGAAGCAGUUUUGAAGUGCCAUCAGUUUUUGGACGACAAGAAUUUACGAAGUGAAGCACUUUUGAUACCUUUGAUGCGUGCUCAUGAUGUCAAUGGCAAUUUCGAAGCUAUCAGGGAGGUCUACAACAAGUAUAUUGCUGGCACUGGUCGUAAACCGUGGGAUGGUCUUAAAAAAGUUCUGAUUGUAUUAUUUGAUAAAUAUAAUCAAGAAGUUCCUUUCGAAAUACUAAGUUCUGACCACAAUUGGCAAAGAUCACCAAUAGCUGCUGAAGAGGUCGGGGAUGAUGCAGAAAUUAACGGUAACGAGGAAAACAUGGAUGGCCAAGCAACCUAAAGACAGUUGACAAAGUUUAAAUCGAAGAGCGAUUUUUAUAGCCUCGUAGAGUAUGUCCAACUUGAGCUUAUAUGAUUAAAAAUUUCUCUGAUAACAUAGCCAAACGAAAAAAACAUUAUACUUUAUUAUGUAAAAUAGCUUUARUGGGUGUAUCGCCAUUUCAAUGUUUUGACGCUGAUAAACGAAUGGACUUUUGAAGCUUUUACGUUACCUAUUUGAUUUGCAUUGCAUUAUGGGAUCAGUUUCUGGAGGAAACAAAAAAAAACAUCCUACAAUGCAUUGCGUAUACGUUAUGACGUAAAAGCUUCAGAGGUCAAUUACAACAAAGACUAGCCUGCGUGCAGGCGUUCCUCCCCCAACGAGGAACGUCCCCAACGAGGAACGUCCCCAACGAGGAACGCCCCAAUGAGGAACGCCCCCAACGAGGAACGACUGCACGCAGGCUAACAGCGGUUUGAGAUCAAAGAUUUCUAAUAUCAACAUUAUUAGUGAAAUGCGUGUAUUCUCGGUCUGUAUAAAAUCAGACAAACUACUUGCUUUUGAAUGUAUUUUGUUUUGUAUUUAGAGCCAACAUUAAACAUGGUCCAUUCUCGUA
Molecule: messenger RNA, 3834 nt
Organism: Exaiptasia diaphana
Lineage: Eukaryota; Metazoa; Cnidaria; Anthozoa; Actiniaria; Aiptasiidae
Product: leucine-rich PPR motif-containing protein, mitochondrial
Exons: 36
Coding region: 12-3239 (1075 amino acids)
Molecular function (GO): protein binding
Source: RefSeq, a predicted model, not a curated record